This is a messenger RNA of Aaosphaeria arxii CBS 175.79, 2319 nucleotides long. Its product is annotated as MFS general substrate transporter. Gene Ontology annotation, biological process: carboxylic acid transport; transmembrane transport. Bases 449 to 1966 code for a protein of 505 amino acids. The transcript has 7 exons. Gene Ontology annotation, molecular function: carboxylic acid transmembrane transporter activity. Gene Ontology annotation, cellular component: plasma membrane. Lineage: Eukaryota; Fungi; Ascomycota; Dothideomycetes; Pleosporales. The record is from RefSeq and is a predicted model, not a curated record.
GAACCCCCCAGCAAUCUUGACCUGCCUUUUUGGCCAGGGCGUACCAAUAACCAGCCAGUCCCCGUGCAACCAACGACUUCUUUCUACUGGCUCGGGUUUCGACUUCGAUCGUUGCAUCCUGGUCCAUUUCUAUCCAUAGCUUGGGUUUUCGCAUCACAAGCACAAGGCAGGUUAACUUGCUUGGAGCCUACUCCACCAUCCCACAUUCCUGUCGACCCACUAGUUGGUAGGGUAGCACACGCAGCAGACGCUGAUCGUCAGACCGAUAAAUAGCCAGGGUUUCGCAUUCAUUUCUUGCUCUUCAGCCUCUCGUGUUCAGUCAUUCUGGUCGUGGUUCGUUGACCCAGGUUAAUACAUAGGAUUGGCCUCAGCUACGUCGCUCAUAUCGCGGGGCGGAACAACAUCACGCGACGUCAUCAACCCCAAGCAACAGCACUCGAGCGUCAAUAUGGCACAAAACGAUACUACUCGUGAUACCUCGGUCGAGACCGCAGCUCAUGAACAUGAAGUCCGUCGCGGAAGUAUUGCACGAACAGACAAAGGUCGCUGGGAAAGACUGUGGCCAGUCAUCGCCUGCGGUGCUGGACUAUUCAGUGAUGGCUACCUCAAUAACAUUAUUGGUCCCGUGAACACUAUGCUUGCUCGCAUCUAUCCAGAUGAGUACAAGUCAUCCUCAGCCCAAGCGAACGUUUCCUCCAUUACUUUCGUCGGCACCGUCGUUGGUAUGCUUUUCUUCGGAUACACCAGUGACCAUUUUUCUCGCAAGUGGUCGCUAUUUGUUUCAACUAUCAUCAUCAUUCUUUUCGCCAUCCUUGGCACUGGAGCAUAUGGUGCUGGAGGCAACCCCAACGGUUUGAUCAUUGCUCUUGUCGUUUACAGAUUCUUCCUCGGAAUUGGAAUCGGUGGUGAAUACCCGGCGGGUAGCGUUGGAUGCGCAGAAUCAACGGGUGAAUUGAAAGAGGGCACACGAAACAAGUGGUUUAUUCUGUUCACCAAUGUACAGAUCGACCUAGCGUUUUUGAUUGCAGCCAUCGUCGCGACCAUUGUCAUAGUAGCGACCGGCGAGGACCACUUGCGUGCCGCCUGGCGAAUUUGCCUAGGCAUUGGAGUUAUUCCUCCUCUAUCCCUUCUUUAUCUCCGUCUCAAGCUCAACGAGCCAGAAGCCUUCCAGCGUGAAUCUCUAUCCAAGGCGAAGACCCCAUAUCUCCUUAUCUUUAAGUUCUACUGGUAUCGCCUCGCUAUCGUCAGUUUGAUCUGGUGGAUCUACGACUACAGCGCUUAUUCUUUUGGUAUCUACGCCAGCUCCAUCUUGGCCAAUCUCCUCGGUGAGGAUGCACCGUUGUGGAAGAGUUUCGCAUGGAACAUAUUGAUCAACUUCUUCUACAUGCCCGGUUGCCUUGCUGGUGCUUUCGUCGCCGACCUUCCCAGCAUGGGACCCAAGAGGACUCUUGCCAUCGGUGUCGGACUCCAAGGCAUUAUUGGGUUCAUCAUGGCAGGCUGCUACCCUUGGUUGAGCAAGCCCGAGAACGUCGCCGGAUUCGUCGUCGUAUAUGGAAUCUUCCUCGCCCUCGGCGAGAUGGGUCCUGGCGAUAACAUUGGACUGAUCGCCUCGAAGACCUGCGCUACGGGCAUUCGUGGCCAAUACUACGGCAUCGCCGCCGCCAUCGGCAAGAUUGGCGCCUUCGCUGGUUCCUACGGCCUUGACGCCAUCCAGAAGGCCGCAGGCGACGACAAAAUCGCAGCCGGCCGCAAUCCCUUCUUCGUCGCGAGCGCCCUCGCCUUCGUCGCCUGCGGUCUUGUCCACCUGCUUCCCCAUAUUGGCCAGGACACCAUCGACACCGAGGAUGUCAAGUUCAGGGAGUACCUCGAGGCUAACGGUUUCGACACUUCGACUAUGGGUCUCAAGCCUACUCACUCUUCUGAUAGCGAGGGUGGAGUGACUGCGGAGGAGGUUAAGGGUGCUUGAGAUCGAUGAAUUAGUAUCUAAGGGAUCAUCGUGGUUUAGCUGAGUUCAGGCAAGAUAUAAAUGUAUCCUCGCAAGAAGAAACAUGCUAUAUGCAAAGCUUGGAGAUUACCUAUUUCAAUGAAAGAACCAAGUUGAAAUUGGAAGGGAACUCCCAGUUUCCAUAAUUACGAACAUUUACUUAGCCCUUAACAGAUGUUUUCCCCCGUGCCUGUCAAAAUCCAACACCAGAAAAGGUAUCCUCGUUGUCCUAUUUAUAGAUUCGCUAUUUUCUGCUACUCUACUGUCACUAUGGUGAAGUGAUUCAGUUUCAGUAUGUAUUGUAGGUCACUCUGGAGGCUAAUGCACGGUCAAUG